CGCUAUACACAGCAGGUGCGCGCUUAGCAACCAAUCAGCGGGGAGCUUGCUGGCCUCAAUUAACCAUAAGCGUGACGAACCAAACUUGUGUGCUCGGGGACCCUGUAAAAAGGAUAUUUUGUGUAUUCGACCCCACUAAUGGCGAUGGGGGGACACAUCUUGGACCUAACAGAUGCCUACUCUUCAGCAUGCUUCCGUGAUGUGAUGGGAUUUGAAGUUUAGAUAAUUUUUUGGAGGAUACAUAAAAACAUCAAAAAUGGCAGAUGAGUUUGAUGCGGCUGGAUGGGCGCAAAUCCACCAUGCCGCUCAGCGUGGUUUCACCAAAUCCAUCACAUUUUUCCUGUCGGAUGAUGCCAGCCUGAUGGAGCUGGAAACGACGGAUGAACUACACCUCACACCAUUCCUGUGUGCGGUAGACGGUGGGAAAGAAGAUUCCAUUAAACUUUUAAUGGAACAAGGGGCCAAUGUGGAGGCUUUAAGUGCUUUGAACCAUGGUGCUAUUGAAAUCUGUGCCAACAAGUUCUACAUCGAACUUCUGGAAUAUUUCAUGAACCUUGAUGACCCACGGAUUCCGGUUUGGAAACACCUACUACGGUACGUGUCAUCAGAGGCCGAUGAGGAGGCGGAAGCCGCAGGGAAAUGUCUGCGAACUUUGACCCAGGGAAGUGAGGAAGGAGGUAUAAAUCCGAACUGGGAGCAGUUCUAUAAACACGGAGGAAUACCGACUAUUGUUAAGGUUGCCAAGGGAAGCAGUAUCGCUGAUGAGGCAAAGAUCCCAGCAUUUCAGACUCUGCUAAAUGUUAUCGAAAAGCAUGAAGUGAAGGAGCAAGUUAUCAGCUCGGGCGGUGUUCCUACUUUUAUCAAACUUCUCAAAUCACCAUGCAAUCAUGUUAUUCAACUUUCUGCCGAAAUUCUCAAAGAAAUGGCAACAGAGAAGCAAUACGCUGAUGUUGAGUCACAGAACAACGCGAUUCAGACGCUGGUGAAAGUGAUGCAGACAGUUCGUGAUGAGGAAGUGCUUGUCCAGGUGUUGGAAUGUCUUGGAAAUAUCGCAGAGGCGAAUACAAAAUUAAAAUCGCAGGUCGGAACAUGUCCGGGAUGUAUUCCAACUAUCGUGGGGUUAUUUGAAAACCAAAAGGACAGAAACCUUCUUCACUCUCUCGCUCGAGUUGUCGGUAAGAUAGCAGAUAAGGAUGAAGUAAAUCAAAACAGCUUCCAGGAAAAUGGAGUCACACCUCAUAUUGUUGUUCUCACUGCGACACGGAAUCGUGAGAUCCAAGUUUCUGCUGUUGAGGCGAUCAGUAAAGUGGCGGACAACAAUAAAAAGACACAAAAGGCUAUUCUGGCAGAUAAUGUUCAGGAACACCUUCUCCGACUCCUCAAAAAUACACGGGCAAAAAUAGUAUUAGAAAAAACGGCACUGGCCUUGUGGUCUCUAGCAGGUUCAGACUUUGACAUUAGGCGAUAUAUGGCGGAACGAAUGGAAGUCAAUCUGAUGAUCGAAUUUGUUAACUCAUUGUCGGAAAACUUACAGUAUAUUGGAGCAGAGGGAUUGAGUGUUUUAGCUCAAGGUCCUCUGACUUACCAGUCGGAGAUUGCACGGCUAAACGGAAUCGCUCCGCUUGGCCGGCUGAUUCAGAGCAACCAGGAGUAUAUCAUCUUAAGUGUUGUACGAUCUAUACGACAUCUUUGUGUAGGCGUUGCUUAUGUCCCACACAAACCCAAUCAAAAUACCAUCCUUCAGUUCCGUGGCAUUAAGUACCUCGUGGCUCUCAUGGUGCAUUCGGAGAAUGAGAAUAUUCAGGUGGAAUCGGCUCUCACCCUCGGCUGUGUCUCCAUGUGUAACCAGGCGGCGCUUGAUGAUAUCUACCAGAACAUAGACUUUAGCUAUGUAAGAAUUGUGAAGAUGAUGUACUCUAGUAUACCGGAGGUCCGGCUGCUGGCUGGAUCGGCCUUGGCUGCCUUCGCAUAUAACAAUAUCAACCAACAAAAACGCAUAGCCGACCAGGGGGGCGUACGCUUCAACUGUUUUGUGCCAUUUUUACAAUCAGAUGAUGAAUUCUUCAGGUGCAAUGCAGCUUUCCAGGUUGUCGUUUUGUCUAAAAUUAUUCCUGAUGAGGAGCAAGCUUUAUCCUCAGCAGCCGGAAUCAAACUGCUCAUUGACCUGCUACAGGAUUCUACGUCUAACGAGACUUUGGCUCUGGCUACAGACUGUGUAGCACGUCUAGGACACACCCGGGCAGGUGUCCCCUCGGCUAUGGUGUCCAUCCAUGCUGUAGAACAUUUGUGUAGCCUUCUGCAGCACAAGGCCGAGCAGGUCCGGGGUAACGCCGCCAUCGCGCUUGGUUAUCUCUCGUACAACCACUCAGCUGAGAGGCAACUCCUUAACAGGUGUCGCUCCAGUCCCUACCUGAUCCGGGUCCUUCUGUAUUAUACAAAACAGAGCAAGAUAAGCCCUGCCUUCCUGGAGAGUUGGAAACACUACAAGAAAAUCGGCCUUCCAUCAAUCCCUGAGGGUAGACCAAGCCUUAUUGGAUUCAAGCCUGAAGGCAUCAACGAGAACCGUCCAAUCACAAUGCUCAGCCUGGACGAAUCAAACGCCAAUACGAGAAGUUUAUCGAACCUAAUGGCCGACGAUGGAGGAGUCACAGGGCGCUCGUCAAGAAUGACCAACACUGCAGCCACGCCGCGAAUGUCCAACACGCCCCUACAGCCAAUCGACACCAACCUUAGUGCCAGUCAGAUAUCUCUUGACUCCCAGAAAUCCAGUAACUCUCUUAUGCAACAGGAAGUGCUGGCUGCUGAAUAAUAAUCUUUUUUUUAUAGGAGAACAUUUUCAUGAGUAUCUUUAGUCAAGAACUUUAUCUAGAUCUCGAAAAUAAAAAAAUUGCGAUAUCCACAGAAAUUUCAUUUCCAUGUAAAGUAAUUCGUGAAUGAUACGGUGUUAAAUUUAACUGUUAUGGUGUGUGAAAAAUCAAUAUUUUGGGUGUUAAUGUUUUAUAAGAUACAAAGUUGCAUUAUAUCAAUGAAAUUAAUUAACUUACAGUCACCAAAGACAUGAUCAGUUAAUCGGUUUAUUUACUCCUAAAAAUACAAACAAGACUAUUUAAGAAAAUGUUCUGUCUAAACCGUAUAUAUCUGGUUAUUCUAUGAAGUCAAGGUCAUUAUGAUAUAAUAUACAUCUAUUUGUGGCAUAUUGGAAGAAUUUACUAUGAUCCCAGAGUUUCUGCCAGGAAAAAUCAUUUUCAUUCAUUUUUUUGGCCGAAACUAUUGUUUUUGACAUUCCGUCAAUCUGUUUAUUUUAAAUGUUUAUUUACUAUGAUAAUUUGAAUCUGCUGUUAUCAUUGUGUAUUUCUUUUUUACGGUAUACAAUAAUCACCUGAAUGAAUUAUUUACUCUAAUGAAGGCAGACAUCCACUGAGUCUGCCAAACACGAGUUGUCGAUCAUGUUGAAAAUUGUAUAAGCUACUUCAUUCCCUAAAGGUUAAUUACCAGUAUCUUGUAUCACAGGGACUUGGCAUAAUACAAACUCCAAACCAACAGGUUCAUAUAUAUGUAUUAUCAUGGGCAGUUAGUUGUGAAUUUGUGCCAAAGUCCUGUACAAGUGUUUUGUAUAAUAAUGACUUUUUAUCAGAAAAAAUAAAGACCUUUUAAUUUAGAUUAAACUUUAUGAAAUAAUUAAAAUGUUAUUGAAAGGGAAAAUAUCAGACUUUAGAUUCAACUUAAUGAAAUAAUUAUAAUGAUAUUUAAAGGGGAAAAAAAUCAUGAUCGAAAUGCAAGGUCAUCUUUCAGAAAACAAAUGCAAUAAAAUUCAUUGAAUAAUAUUUGUUUAAAGGGAGACAACUUCUAGUGUUUUUUUUUUAAACAUUUAUAACUGCAUUUGUAGUUGUCUGGAGAUACAGGGUUCACCUGUAAAAAACAGGGCAUUUAUUAUAGAUUUUUUUGAAAAAUAGCUGCCUGCUUAUCAUUUUAAACUAAAUCAUAUACAAAUGUUCAUGUAUGUUAAAAAAAGAUGUAAAUCUUCAUUUUUCAUAUCUAAGAAAUUUUAAACAAAAUGGCAAUCCAUUCUUCUAUAUGUAGUUCCAUAAAUAAUUUAUGAUGCUGUGUAAAUGGUAAGUAGGAUUGUUAAGUUGUUUUUUUUGAUAAAAUUUCAAACAGUGUAAUACCUAAUGAUGACUUGCUGUUGGACAGUUUGUAAAAAUUUAAAACCACUUGUUUUUGUUCACCAUGACGACUGUGCCAAACUGUCAACUUAAUUAGAUGGACAAUUUUAAAAUUGUAAAAAUAUUUUUUAUUUCAUUUUAAAUCUCUGAACAAUGACUUUUAGUGCUAAUUUAAUUAAAAAAUGAUUGAUGUUCAAGUAAUGAAAUGCAUGCAUGAUCAAAAUUGACACAGGACUUGAUUUUGGCCUGGACUGAAACAGCUCAGCCCCAGGACAUCAUUAAAGAUCAUGGAUAUUUGAUAUUCGUUAACUUAAAUUGUAACACAUUAAAUAGAAAAUGUGUUGGUCCUCUCUUAAAUUUACUAGUAGUAGAAUUAUACCAUAAAUUCUUGCAGCAUUAAAUCCUAUUAAUUUUUUUGUUUUUUUUUGUUAUACAGUGGAACAUGUAAAAAAUCAGUAAUUUUUCUGUAGCAUUAUAUUUAAGAAAAAUUCUCUUGUCAAUGAUAAUGUUUAAGUUAUGAAAGGUAGAUUCUUAGUUUUUUUUAAACUUAUAUAUCCUAUUCUGGUUGUGGCUUUUAACGUCCAUGCUACUAGUCGUUAAUUUAUUCUCUCUCUCUUUUAAUUUAUAUGAUCAUAUAGCUAAUGAAUUUUGCAAAAAGCAUUGAAUAUUCAGUAAAGUGCUACCGACAAGAAAACAAAUCAAAAUACAUUUUUUUUGCAAGUGAUAAUUUGAAAAAAAAACCCAACUGAAUUUACACCAUCAACUGUGCAUCAAGACAUUGUAUUCCCUAUAGUUAUGAUAAGCUUUCAUUAAAAAUAUUAUAUCAUGAAAAUAUGUAUAUUUUGACAUUUUUCAUAAUCUUACCUUUAAGUGUACAUAUUAUAAAAGAUGAUAGAUUCUACCUGUAUUUAUGAUGUAAAUACAAUGAUAAUUAUGGUUAAUUUACCUAUAUGUCUAUAAAUAGACAGUGUCAAUUAUGGUAAUUUUACCGAUGCAUCUAUAAAUAGACGAUAUUAAUCAUAAUAAUUUUACCUGUAUGUCUAUAAAUAGAUGACAUUACUGAUUGACUUUAAUGUUUAAAACCAAAUCUGUGAUACAAUCGGUGAGUGCUAAAUAUAUUUGCACUUUUAUUUGAUAAUGUUUAAUUUCAUUUUUAAUUUCUUUUGAUAUUAGAUUUGUAUCUUUUAGUUGAAUUUUUCUAUUUUUUUUUAAUUUUUUAUCAUUCAUUUUAAUAUAUAUUUAUAUGAAUAUGUCUGUUUUUUUAUACCAAGGCUUUUUUGAGGUAAAACUCAUUGACUGGAGGAUAGCUGCAUCAGGGACCUACUAUUGGUAUACAUCCCUGUAGGCAAGAAGGUCAAAUUUUACAACUUUUUCAUCCGUCCAAAUAAAUCCAAAUGACUCUGUGCAUCUGAAAUAUCUCAACACUCGUACAUUUCUAGUGGAGUAUUUUCAGAACCAACAACUUAAAUAUAUUGU
Messenger RNA from Pecten maximus, 5639 nucleotides. RefSeq names its product ankyrin and armadillo repeat-containing protein-like. The record is from RefSeq and is a predicted model, not a curated record. NCBI's taxonomy places the organism in Eukaryota, Metazoa, Mollusca, Bivalvia, Pectinida, Pectinidae. The coding region runs from base 257 to 2809 and encodes 850 amino acids. Gene Ontology annotation, molecular function: protein binding. The transcript has 7 exons.